AUGACCAGGAAAACGAAACCAUCAAAGACCAAAGGCAAUGGUGGCAAGAAGUACGAGGGCAGCAAAAGGUCACGGAAGAUUGGCAUGUUCCAGGCACUUCAGAAGCAGAAGAAGGCUGGUGUGGCCGAUACGGACAAGAGUGACCCGCACCAUUUGAAACGGAAAAUCAAGCUGGCAAAGCGCCCGACACCUGUUUCGAUCGAGUUUCGCAACUUUGACGAACGUAUGGCUGCUACACGCGCAGGAAAAGGGUUAAAGUCGACGACUGUGGCUCGUUCGUCGUUUGUGGUGGCAGCGCCGACCUUCCAGUUUAACGCCAACCCUGUGCAGCCAAAGCUGGUGGCACGUGAAGUCGAAGGCUUUGAUGGCUUCCUGUCUGCGCUAGAGGCUCCAAAAGACCCGUCGAUGGUGCAGGUGAACCAAGUGGCCCGCCUGGCGAAACCCGUGCAGCUCGAAUACGACAGCAGCAAUGUAUUUGCCGUGUUGGAUGAAGAUGAUGACGAAGAAAAGCGCAUGCCAGCAGCUGGGCAAUCUACUCCAGCGUUUAUGCAGCCAGCGACAUUCACUUUGCCGGCAGGCGAGCAGACAUUUACGCCGCAGUCUUUGCUGCGCUUGAGAACGCAAUUGUCAGCAGUAGAGAUAGACCCUGAUUUAUGA
Molecule: messenger RNA, 657 nt
Organism: Peronospora matthiolae
Lineage: Eukaryota; Oomycota; Peronosporomycetes; Peronosporales; Peronosporaceae
Source: the annotation of a GenBank genome assembly